CCAGAAGAUGGCGGAAUGAAAAAUAUUGAUAUUUUAGUUUCUGCAUCCUGUCUUAGGCUUCCUGCAGUAAAUGUAGUCUUCUACUCCUCAUCUUCGCCAUGCAAGAACAGCGAUGAGUACUCGAGUCACACCAAAUUUUUGGACAUUAAGCAAAUUUGAACGGAUUGAUACUUUUCUAGGUGCGUACUUCUAGCAGAUCAAGAGGAGCAAAAUAAUCACCAUGAGUGUUGUUUCACGAGAAGACGUGGAACAUUCCGCCAGGGUCAGGGUGGACAGCAAUAACCUGAAUCUAGAGGCACUCUUCGGCGAGGUGUUUAGUUCCUCUGCUCGCAAUGUUGCGACGAAAUCGUCCAGUUCUAGUAGAACACGAGGCGGUCUGGACCCAGUAGUUUCUAGCGGCCACUUGAAUUGGGACAUCGACGUAGGAGAAAUUGGAGAUGGGCUCUAUUUCGAGCAAGACACGCCGGUUGACCUUGGUGCGGCCCCAGGCGUCUCGCGAUUACAGCCCGUGACAUUGAGUCAUGCGACUACACCUGCAGCAAGUUUGUCCCAUAGGACGCGGCAGCAGCAAACAAGCGAACUCGCGGCCUCAGGGUCGUUUCCUUCAAAGACUGAAAAGCAGAUUGAGAAGGCGAAAAAAGCGGCGGCGCAUGUGAUGAAAAUCGAUUGCGUUCCUGAUCACGGCGUCAUUGGAAGUCUCUUGGCGAAAUUUGGCGGUCCGGAUCCAAAAACUAUUUUCUCAUCAAAAACAUUGACUCCUUCAUCAGGUCGUGCCAUUGUCGACGAGGACCUGAAGAGGCCCAGUUCUAGUGCUGGUGAGACAUCAUCUUCCACUUCUAUAACUGCAAGAACUACAACAGGUGGAAUCCUCUCACGCGCUAGCGGUUCCCUAGCACCGGUGGCAGGGUCCUUUGCGGAGAGAAAGCAGCAGAAGCGGGCUCAGGCACAUGCGCGCAGCCUUGUGCGGAAUGGGUUGCCGAAACAGGAGCUCACGCCAGAGCUGGAGAAGGAGCUCAAGUUCUUGCAGCUACGUGCUUAUGCAGACCCAACAAGGUUUUACAAAGGAAACGACACCAAGGAGCUGCCGACGCACUUUCAUAUGGGCGUGGAGGUUACCGGCGACCGCGAAAUGCCGGCCGUGCGCAUGGAUGGCAAAGCCACUGUCACCCUUGGCGACGGACACGACUUGCGCAAGAAAAAGAGAAAGGUACCACUUUGGAGCACUUUAUCCUGCUACUAUUUGUAUCGUAAGAAUUCCCUACGAGCGCAUAAUACGUCAACGUGCGAAUUACUGAAACAUGUAGCUUUUAGUAAAUCCACAGUCUUGUAACCCUAGUAUUCCGAUACUACAGACAAAAAAAGAUAUGCUCACCGAAAAUAUAUAUUUGCUUCAACUGUCGUCCUAAUGACCACACCCUCCGCAGGGCCAAUCAUUUAUGGCAGAGAUGCUGAAGGAUCAACGGGUCCAAGAGUGGAACGACAAGCGGUACAAGGAGAUUGGUGCCUACGGCCAAGAAGGAAGCAUCGUGAAGAAAGCGAACACGAAGAAAAAGGGCGCACACAAGAAUGCCUGGAAAAAAAAGAAGAAGUAAGCUCCAUGAUGUGCUUGUCUAUGAGAGUGAGAAAAAUACAACAAGACAUCGUUGUAUCAUGCCCACAAAACCCACACAUCACUUCUACGUGAAAUAUUCACACGACCUCCACCAAAAUGCAACACUUUCACUCAAUGUAAUUGCUCAACGACAAAAAUGUCUCUAUAUUAUAUAAAUAUAUAAACAUAACCGUGAACUAAGAAGACGCAGAGCAUUCAUGUUCAUUGCGAACCUCCAAGUCGGAUUCCAAGAAAUACGUCAAACUUUUGCUGGCGUCCUGAGUGAGAUUCUUCAUCAUGGGCUGGCGACUUCCGUGAGCAGCUGCGUUUUUCCCAAUGUACGUGACUAUUUUGGCUCAAGGUUCGUCCCUGAUGCCUGUAUCCAACAUAACAGUGAGACCCAACCGCAAGAAG
Molecule: messenger RNA, 2005 nt
Organism: Amoebophrya sp. A25
Lineage: Eukaryota; Dinophyceae; Syndiniales; Amoebophryaceae
Source: the annotation of a GenBank genome assembly